AUCGCGCUGCCCAACAUCCGCUCGUACCCCGAGAACGCCGCCAUGGACUCCGAGAACCACAAGGACAAUGACGACGACGACGACGACGAGCGGCUGGACGUGGUCGGCACGACGGACUCCACGGCGACCCGGCUCACGGCGAGCUGAUGGACUCGGACGUGUCGGGCGAGGAGACCAACAACAACGCCGCCGACGACUCGGGCCGCGACUCCGUCAAGCGGAAGAGCGACCUGGACUCCGACAUGGACGACGCCGGCAUGCUGGCGGCGCUGAAGAAGGCGGCGCCGGAGAAGGACGAGCCCUCGGGCUCGGGGGGCGCGGAGCCCACGCCCAACAUCAGCGUGGGUCCGCCCUUCCAGCCGCCGCACCUCCUGCCGUACCUGUACCCCCACGGGCUGUACCCCGGCGCAGCGCAGAGCCUGGCGGGCCUCCACGGCCUCAUGCUGCCCGGAGCCUCCAACUCCGGCCUCAACCCCCACGGCUUACAGCUACCUCUGCUGGGCACGGGCGCAGGGGCGCCGCCCCACGGCUCCUCCCCCCUCACGCCGCCGACCUCCCUCCCCGUGGCCCACAACCUCCUGCUGGCGCACAACCUGCUGGCGGGCGCCGGCCACCACCUGCUGGGCUCCCACAACUACCAGGGCCUGGCCGGCCUCGCGGUCUCGUCCGGCGGCGGCAGCGGCACCGCAAGCGGCUCCCUCAGCGCCGCGCCGCCCACGUCGUCCUCGCCGGCCGCGCCCUCGCCGCUGCUGCCCGACCGCCUCAAGCCGCCUCGCUUCACGCCCUACCUGCCCUCGUCCACGGCCGCCUCCCUGUCGUCCAUGCUGUCCUCCUCGCUCUCCUCGUCGUUGUCGUCCUCGUGCAUCACGCCCACGCUCUCGUCCUCGCUGAUCGGGGAGGCGCCCCUCGGCGGCUCCUCGGCCUUCCAGGCCGUGAGCCCCAAGGCGGGCUCCCGGCUGGAGGAGGGCGUCCGCCGCUCCGCCGCCCACGCAGCGAACGUCGCGUCGGAGCUCAAGUCGAUCGAGAAAAUGGUGAACGGCCUGGACCGGCGUCCGGACUUACCGGACCCCCUCAAACUCUCUGACAAGUGAGGGCGGGCCCCCAGGGCCGCCUCCGCUCACCUGCACACCCACCUCGUGGCCGUCAACGCCCUGAGCGGUGGCUCCGUCUGCUCCUCCAGCCCCCUCUAGCCCCCUCCCUCCCGCCGCUGCUCCCUGGCGCGGGCGGGCCGGCGGCCGCGACCCGGGCCGCGGGGCAGACGGGAGGCCAGGUCGGCCGACGAGCGGGCCACAAGGCCAGGAGAGCCCGGGCGGGUCACCGGGUCCUCUCUCGCCAAUCAAAAUGCUACCAGUGCAAAUAACUCUUCGUGGGCGAGCCCGAGACGUGCACAAAGCUCCGGAAGCACGGUGUGUCAUGGUCGGCACUGUGUUGUAUAUUGCACGUGUAAAUAGUCCGUAAACUACUUGUUAGUAGAGCGUAUACCAAAGAGCGGACCGACAGCAGCUGUUUGCGGGUGUAUGUCUGUGCGUGUACAUGUGUGCGUGUGCACCAUGAUCGCGUUGUGCGUGUAUAAUGUCAAGUAUACAGACUAAGUUUAGCAACGUGAAGUCAUGGCAGCGCCCACGAUAUAUAAAAUAUAGACAAAUGUAAAGUUUGUGUUGGACCUCCCAGUGCUAGCGCGCCGGUCUUCCUGGACAAAAACGUAUCUGGAAAAAAAAACGAAAUAAAAAAAUAAUAAUAAUCACAAAAAAUCGAACCCUCGAGAGGUUUCCGCGGAAGCCACCAGUGAUAGUCGUGCUGACCCGUGUGUAGAGGAACCUGAUGACUGACUGUGUGCGCGAAAAGUGUCGUUGUG
This is a messenger RNA of Penaeus vannamei (Pacific white shrimp), 1855 nucleotides long. NCBI's taxonomy places the organism in Eukaryota, Metazoa, Arthropoda, Malacostraca, Decapoda, Penaeidae. The record is from RefSeq and is a predicted model, not a curated record.